Messenger RNA from Bradysia coprophila, 6473 nucleotides. RefSeq lists its product as uncharacterized. NCBI's taxonomy places the organism in Eukaryota, Metazoa, Arthropoda, Insecta, Diptera, Sciaridae. The record is from RefSeq and is a predicted model, not a curated record.
UGCUGCAGCGAAGUAUUUAAGCUUAGAUUAAAUGUUAUUUCGGCUUAGUUGAGAUACGGUUGCUUUAUCGUGCACCUGGUGCAUUAAUAUUACAAAUUUUAGCGUUUACAAAUUUGGUAAAGAAGAGAGAAAUUGCUUCACACCAACACGAGACAGUGGAUUAAAAAAAAAUCUUUUUAAAAGGAUUACCAGUUGCAUAACUAUAUAUGGUAUACGUCAAUGCAUUGUGGUGCCGAUGAAUUGGCCAAGUCGAACAUAAUACGAUUCCACCGACAAUUUCUGCUGUAGUCAUGGGUGGUAUUCUUGGACAAUCCACAAACAUGAUUGUGAUAUAUGUCAUGUUUCUGGUUUCAUUUACUCAGAUUCUUUCCGGUGAAGCCCGAUCCCCAUUGAGUAAUGCAAUAGUACCUUAUAAUAGCGAUCAGAACAAUCGACAUUCUCAAAUCGAAUUAAUUGAUGUGAAAUGUGAAAAUGGUAACGACAUCCUAGUUACAAUCGAUUUUGACGAUACGUUCUCUGGUAUCAUCUACAGUCAAGGAUAUUUUAACGACCCGAAGUGUCGAUACGUAAAGGCGGGAGGUUCAUCUCGAUCAUACACUUUCAAAGUGCCAUAUAAUGGAUGUGGAAGCAAACCGUCUUGUGCUGUUUGCGCAUCUAUCGAAAAUAUUCUUGUAAUUCAAUCAGACGAAGACUUACAAGAGAAAUGGGACACAGCAAGAAAGAUUACUUGCAGCAGAGCAAUAGAUGAUGAACAAGAGAAAACUAUUAUAUUCAAACCAUUCGUAGUCGAUAUGUUAGAAGUAGUCAAUGUGCCAACAAAGCAAGGAGGGGUUGAUUGUUGGAUGGAUAUUCAACGAGGAGAAUUUCCACGAGUUGUACCGUUAACUGAAACGAUAAAAAUCGGUGAAACGUUAAGUGUAUUAGUUUUCUUGCGCGAUCCAAGAACUGAAUACGACUUAAUCGUUAGAGAUUGCUGGGCUUUUGAUCAUCAAGAUUACGACGCAAAGACAACAGGAAGAAUUCAAUUAUCUGAUAAAAUCGGGUGUUCAAGAAAAAAGAAAAUUUUCGGAACUUGGAAGAGAACUACUCAGACUGGAAACACUGGGGCAACUUUAAUUCUUCAUAAUACUCUUCAGGCGUUCAAAUUUCCUGAUCGAAUGCAAGUGUUUUUGAAAUGCGACGUAGAGAUUUGUCGUGGGGAGUGCGAGGAGCAAUAUUGUGAUGAAAUUGAUAACUCAGUGACUCCGGUUACUCCUAAUUACCAAACAACAAGAAUUACUACUACCAGCAGACCUAUUACCACAACUGAAUUUAUUCAGUCUACUACUAUCUUGCCGUCACGCGGUACCCCAGCCGUUCCAAGAUGUUACCCCGGAUCCAAGGAUCCUCGUUGUUCGUCUACAAGCAAAACGAACAGGCCACCUCAAAUUACAACGGUCAGGCCAGUCCGAACAACAACGAAUAUACCACCUGAAACCAUAACAUAUAGACCAGUCCAAACUACAACGAAUAGGUCACCGCAGCCUACAACGUAUAGGCCAGUCCAAACUACAACAAAUAGGCCACCCGAACCUUCAACGUAUAGACCAGUCCAAACUACAACGAAUAGACCACCUCAAACUAUAACGAAUAGGACACCUUCUCAAACAACAUAUACAACAAAUCGGCCGCUUAGAACUCAGUCCACAACACAAAGGCAUACAAUGCCAACAAGGUCAACAAGACCAACAAGACCAAUAGAGUCAACACCGAAACCUCCAAGAUGCGGACCUACUGCAAGAGACCCAAGAUGUCCAAAUGUAACUAGACAACCGGCAACUUAUUUGCCUCCAUCGACUAUACGUCCACAAAGACCGUCCACAACAAGUACCCAACGUAUUCCAACUACUACAACAAUAAUAACUACAGAGGAGCCAGAAACUUACUUGCCACCAUUGACGAGAGAGCCUGCAACUUAUUUACCACCAUCAACAACUUUGACACCAAUUAGGUCGACGACGAGAACUACGACACCCGCUACAACUCGUACAACAUCAAGAGUAACAUCUACUCCAGCGCCUCGAUGCUAUCCAGGCUCUCAGGACGAGCGAUGCCCGAAACCAAUUACUCAAACUGUGCCUGUAACUACAACAAAAACCACUACAAAAGAGCCUGCAACAUAUUUGCCACCAUCAACAACUUUGCCACCGAUUAGUUCGACGACGAGAACGACGACACCAGCUACAACUCGUACAACAUCAAGAGUAACAACUACUCCAGCGCCUCGAUGCUAUCCAGGCUCCCAGGACGAGCGUUGCCCGAAACCGAUUACUCAAACUGUGCCUGUAACUACAGCAAAAACCACUACGAAAGAGCCUGCAACAUACUUGCCACCAUCAACAACUUUGGCACCGUUUAGGUCAACGACGAGAACGACGACACCCGCUACAACUCGUACAACAUCAAGAGUAACAACUACUCCAGCGCCUCGAUGCUUACCAGGCACCCAGGACGAGCGCUGCCCGAAACCAGUUACUCAAAGUGUGCCCAUAACUACAACAAAAACAACUACAAGAGAGCCUGCAACUUAUUUGCCACCAUCAACAACUUUGCCACCAUCAACAACUUUGCCACCGAUUAGAUCGACGACUAGAACGACGACACCCGCUACUACUCGUACAACAUCACGAUUAACAACUACUUCAGCGCCUCGAUGCUAUCCGGGCUCCCAGGACGAGCGCUGCCCGAAAUCGACUACGCAAGUAACCACUAUUACACCAUCAACGACAAAGCUACCACCAAUUAGAUGUUUACCCGGUUCGAAUGACCGUCGUUGUCCUGAUUCACUUAAAUGUGAUCCUUCAAACCUUGACCCAAGAUGUCCUCCAUUGUCAACUACAAGACAACCAGCUACAUACUUACCUCCAGACAAUGAAUUUACAACAACAACAUCAAAACCAAACUGUUACCCUGGUUCCUUGGACGAGCGCUGCCCGAAACCAAAUACUCCACGUGUGCCCAUAACUACAAGAAAAACAACUACGAGAGAGCCUGCAACUUAUGUACCCCCAUCAACAACUUUGCCACCGAUUAGAUCGACGACAAGAACGACGACACCCGCUACUACUCGUACAACAUCAAGAUUAACAACUACUCCAGCGCCUCGAUGCUAUCCAGGUUCCCAGGACGAGCGCUGCCCGAAACCAGUUACUCAAAGUGUGCCCAUAACUACAACAAAAACAACUACGAGAGAGCCUGCAACUUAUUUGCCACCAUCAACAACUUUUCCACCGAUUAGCUCGACGACGAGAAUGACGACACCCGCUACUACUCGUACAACAUCACGAGUAACAACUACUCCAGCACCUCGAUGCUAUCCAGGCUCUCAGGACGAGCGCUGCCCGAAACCAAUUACACAAACUGUUCCUGUAACUACAACAAAAACAACUACGAGAGAGCCUGCAACUUACGUGCCACCAUCAACAACUUUGCCACCGAUUAGGUCGACGACGAGAACGACGACACCCGCUACUACUCGUACAACAUCAAGAUUAACAACUACUCCAGCGCCUCGAUGCUAUCCAGGUUCCCAGGACGAGCGCUGCCCGAAACCAGUUACUCAAAGUGUGCCCAUAACUACAACAAAAACAACUACGAGAGAGCCUGCAACUUAUUUGCCACCAUCAACAACUUUUCCACCGAUUAGCUCGACGACGAGAACGACGACACCCGCUACUACUCGUACAACAUCACGAGUAACAACUACUCCAGCACCUCGAUGCUAUCCAGGCUCUCAGGACGAGCGCUGCCCGAAACCAAUUACUCAAACUGUUCCUGUAACUACAACAAAAACAACUACGAGAGAGCCUGCAACUUACGUGCCACCAUCAACAACUUUGCCACCGAUUAGGUCGACGACGAGAACGACGACACCCGCUACUACUCGUACAACAUCACGAGUAACAACUACUCCAGCACCUCGAUGCUAUCCAGGCUCUCAGGACGAGCGCUGCCCGAAACCAAUUACUCAAACUGUUCCUGUAACUACAACAAAAACAACUACGCGAGAGCCUGCAACUUAUUUGCCUCCAUCAACAACUUUGCCUCCGAUUAGAUCGACGACGAGAACGACGACACCCGCUACUACUCGUACAACAUCAAGAGUAACAACUCCUCCAGCGCCUCGAUGCUAUCCAGGCUCCCAGGACGAGCGCUGUCCGAAACCAAUUACUCAAACUGUGCCUGUAACUACAACAAAAACAACUACGCGAGAGCCUGCAACUUAUUUGCCUCCAUCAACAACUUUGCCACCGAUUAGAUCGACGACGAGAACGACAACACCCGCUACUACUCGUACAACAUCAAGAGUAACAACUACUUCAGCGCCUCGAUGUUACCCAGGAUCCUUGGACGAGCGCUGCCCGAAAACGACUACGCGAGUAACCACUAUUACACCAUCAACGACAAAGCUUCCACCAAUUAGAUGUUUCCCCGGUUCGACUGACCGUCGUUGUCCUGAUUCACUCAAAUGUGAUCCUUCAAACCUUGACCCAAGAUGUCCCCCAUUAUCAACUACAAGACAACCAGCUACGUACUUACCUCCAGAAAAGGAAUUUCCAACAACAACAACAUCGAGACCAAACUGUUAUUCUGGUUCUAAAGACCCUCGUUGUCCACAAAUAACCACUACAACAACAUCAAAACCAAACUGUUAUCCUGGUUCCAAGGACCCUCGUUGUCCACAAAUAACCACCACAACAACAUCAAAACCAAACUGUUAUCCUGGUUCCAAAGACCCUCGUUGUCCACAAAUAACCACCACAACAACAUCAAAACCAAACUGUUAUCCUGGUUCCAAUGAUCCACGUUGUCCACAAAUAACCACCACAACAACUUCAAAACCAAAUUGUUAUCCUGGUUCCAAGGACCCUCGUUGUCCACAAAUAACUACCACAACAACGACAACAUCAAAACCAAACUGUUAUCCUGGUUCCAAUGAUCCACGUUGUCCACAAAUAACCACCACAACAACAUCAAAACCAAACUGUUAUCCUGGUUCCAAGGACCCUCGUUGUCCACAAAUAACCACCACAACAACAUCAAGACCAAACUGUUAUCCUGGUUCCAAUGAUCCACGUUGUCCACAAAUAACCACCACAACAACUUCAAAACCGAAUUGUUAUCCUGGUUCCAAGGACCCUCGUUGUCCACAAAUAACUACCACAACAACAUCAAAACCAAAUUGUUAUCCUGGUUCCCAGGACCCUCGUUGUCCACAAAUAACUACCACAACAACGACAACAUCAAAACCAAACUGUUAUCCUGGUUCCAAUGAUCCACGUUGUCCACAAAUAACCACCACAACAACAUCAAAACCAAACUGUUAUCCUGGUUCCAAGGACCCUCGUUGUCCACAAAUAACCACCACAACAACAUCAAGACCAAACUGUUAUCCUGGUUCCAAUGAUCCACGUUGUCCACAAAUAACAACCACAACAACAUCAAAACCAAACUGUUAUCCUGGUUCCAAGGACCCACGUUGUCCACAAAUAACCACCACAACAUCAAAACCAAACUGUUAUCCUGGUUCAAAGGACCCUCGUUGUCCACAAAUAACCACAACAACAACACCAAGACCAAACUGUUAUCCUGGUUCCAAUGACCCACGUUGUCCACAAAUAGUAUCAACUACUUCAGGUCCAACAUAUUUGCCGCCACUUACACAAUCUCCGCCAAAAUGUUUCCCAGGUUCAACUGAUGUGAGAUGUCCAAGACCUUUUGAGCCAUCGUCACCAACUACAAGAAAACCAACUACGCCAUAUGUACAGCCUCCAACUCCAGCUCCACCAAAAUGUGGUCCAGGCUCUGAAUUCGAUCCGAGAUGCCCUCGUCCGUUUGUUCCGUCAAAGUCAACAACGACUUUAAAACCAACUUCGUUUAGUCUAUGCUAUCCAGGUUCGACAGACCCUAACUGUCCAACCGACAAUAUAUCGACACCAUCAUUCUGUUUCCCCGGUUCGAAAGACAAGCGUUGUCCACCGCCACCCGAUGGACUUGUUACAUUGUCUCCAACAACAUAUUUACCUCCUUUCGGUGACAGUCAACCGUCCCGACAAGCUAGAAACUCUAUUACAAAUGAAAUCAAUCAAUUAGAAGAACUAGAUUAUCAUAGCAUAAGAAAACGCGAUGUCUCCGAUGUCUCAAAGGAAGUGAUAUCAUUCUCAUUGUCAUUUAAAGGAUAUCAAUUGGAAAGUACGGAUUAAGUUUUACUGUUUUCAUGUGUAUGAUUGAAAUGACUGUUGACACAAAAUUUAUUUGAGAAUUUACAAGGUUGAGUUAUUCCUCUUUUUUAAGUGUUUAUAAGUGUAAGAGUAUUUUGUUUAGAAAUACGAUAUGUACAUUUUGCUGAUGUGGUCGUUCCGUUGUUUUUUAUGUACUAGAAAUUUAAUGCUCGAGUGUACAUAACUGGAAAUAAAUUGUUAAUUAAAUACAAA